This is a messenger RNA of Monomorium pharaonis (pharaoh ant), 2405 nucleotides long. RefSeq names its product SUMO-activating enzyme subunit 2 (gene Uba2). Gene Ontology annotation, cellular component: cytoplasm; SUMO activating enzyme complex. Gene Ontology annotation, biological process: protein sumoylation. Gene Ontology annotation, molecular function: SUMO activating enzyme activity. Lineage: Eukaryota; Metazoa; Arthropoda; Insecta; Hymenoptera; Formicidae. The record is from RefSeq and is a predicted model, not a curated record. Bases 39 to 2018 code for a protein of 659 amino acids. The transcript is spliced from 8 exons.
CGCUCGGCCGCCAUGAUAAAAUCGGUUCAGUUAGCAAGAUGGCGACGACUAUAGGCGGUGUUUUUCGUGAGGAAUUGCGCGAUGCGGUUUUACAUAGCAAAGUGCUUGUUGUCGGCGCCGGCGGUAUCGGUUGCGAGAUCCUCAAGAACCUGGUUAUGUCCGGGUUUGCCGACAUCGAGAUUAUUGAUUUGGACACAAUUGACGUGAGCAACUUAAACAGGCAGUUCCUGUUUCAAAAGAAACAUGUGGGAAAAUCGAAAGCCCAGAUAGCAUGUGAAACAGCAUUGACAUUUAAUCCAGAUGUUAAAGUGACAUAUUAUCAUGACAGUAUUACAUCAUCAGAAUUUGGCUUAACUUUUUUUAAGCGAUUUACAGUCGUGUUAAACGCUCUUGACAAUAGAGCUGCCAGAAACCAUGUGAAUCGUAUGUGUCUGGCAGCUGAUAUACCGCUGAUCGAGUCUGGUACAGCAGGUUACGAAGGCCAGGUUGAACUCAUCAAGAAGGGCCUGAGCCAAUGCUAUGAGUGUACACCAAAGGCUGCACAAAAGACUUAUCCUGGUUGUACUAUACGCAAUACCCCCAGUGAGCCAAUUCAUUGCAUUGUUUGGGCGAAACAUCUUUUCAAUCAGUUAUUUGGCGAAGAGGAUCCCGAUCAGGAUGUUUCUCCAGACACCGCAGAUCCUGAAGCAGCUGAUACAGCAGGAGAAACUGCUUUGCAGGCAGAAUCCAAUGAUAAAGGUAAUAUUGAUAGGGUCUCCACACGAAUUUGGGCCCAGUCCUGCGACUACGAUUCAGAAAAACUAUUCACAAAACUUUUUCAUGAUGACAUUAAGUAUCUACUGAGCAUGGACAAUUUGUGGAAGAAGCGCCGACCUCCAACGCCAUUGAAUUGGCGAGAGCUACCAGACGGAGUGGCUGGAUGCAGCAAGGAGAUCAGCCAGCCUGGGCUGAAGGAUCAACAGCGUUGGAGCAUCUCCAAGUGCGGCUCGAUUUUUGCGGAAUCGAUGAAGAGCUUGAAUCAAACGUUGAAGUCUUCUCAGGAAAAGUCGCCGGGCAAUCACUUGGUUUGGGAUAAGGAUGACCAGCACGCCAUGGACUUUGUCGCCGCGUGCGCUAACAUCCGCGCGUAUAUCUUUGGAAUUCCUCAAAAGAGUAGAUUCGACAUUAAAUCAAUGGCCGGUAAUAUAAUCCCAGCGAUUGCCACCACGAAUGCCAUCAUCGCGGGCAUGGUGGUUCUCCACGCCUUCCGAAUCCUUGAGAACAACCUGCGGGCGUGUCGAUCUGUUUAUUUGCGCCUGAAAAUGAAUCAUCGUAACCAACUGCUAGUUCCGGAGAAGGCGGUGAACCCUCCCAAUCCACAGUGCUAUGUUUGUGCACCAACUCCACAAGCUGUACUAGCAGUUGAUACCUCCAGCAUGACUAUUAAAGAGUUGGAGGAGCUGGUACUUAAGAACCGACUUAACAUGAUCGCUCCCGACGUCAUGAUCGAUGGAACUGGCACUGUCGUAAUCAGCAGCGAGGAGGGCGAAACGGAGGGCAACAACGACAAAAAGCUGGAGGAAUUGGGUAUCAAGGAUGGAGCGAUUCUCAAGGUCGACGACUUCCAGCAGAAUUAUUCGCUGACUGUCUUUGUGGUUUACCGGGAGAAACCUGGCCCGAAGGACGACAGUCCGCAAUUUUUAAUACUGGCAGACAAGAACGCACUUCAACCGAAGGAAAAGGAGAAGGAAGAGGAGGAAGAAAAGCUGGAGAAGUCUUCCAGCUCUAAUGGACAGAACAUGACUGAAACGUCGGACGCAACUAAGAAGCGUAAAAAUGAGAUCAAUGUUGAAGUGGCAGCCAAAAGGCGCAAAAUGGAUAUUGAUAACGGUGACGACAAUGAUGACAUUUGCAUUAUCAAUAACGACACCGUAUCUCAUGAUAAUUCAGCUGAAGAACUGAAGAAAUCAACAUUUAAGAAACGGAAGCUUUCUGAUGAUGUUGAUUGCUUAAUAAUAUCUGAUGAUGAUAACGAUUAAUUGCGGAAACGUAAAGAAUGAACUUCAAAACGAUGUAAAACACGGUUCACAGUAGAGAAUGAAGAAAUUCGAAAACAUUUGAAGUUCAAAUCGAAAUGAAAAAAAUAAGGGAAUAAAGAAAGAUUUUGAAGAAUAUGGAAGAGACAGAAUACAAACGCAAGAAAUAAGAGAAACAUGGUGCGAGAUUUAGUUUAAAAAUUAUUUUUAACCUUGAGUUGCAGAAAAGUGAAAAGAUGUUUCUUUUCUUUCUUUUGAUGAUAUUUGUAUUUUAUACAAUUAAUUUAAUUUUGUAUGUUAAUGAUAUAUAUACUAUAACGUAUCAUCAAUAUUGUCAUUAUUGUAAUCAUCAUUAUGAUCAUUAAGAAAAAUAGAUAAUUUUUUCUUAUA